Messenger RNA from Papilio machaon (common yellow swallowtail), 1291 nucleotides. RefSeq names its product vesicle-trafficking protein SEC22b-B (gene Sec22). Gene Ontology annotation, molecular function: SNAP receptor activity. The record is from RefSeq and is a predicted model, not a curated record. Bases 177 to 830 code for a protein of 217 amino acids. Lineage: Eukaryota; Metazoa; Arthropoda; Insecta; Lepidoptera; Papilionidae. The transcript is spliced from 5 exons. Gene Ontology annotation, cellular component: endoplasmic reticulum-Golgi intermediate compartment; SNARE complex; Golgi membrane. Gene Ontology annotation, biological process: retrograde vesicle-mediated transport, Golgi to endoplasmic reticulum; vesicle fusion with Golgi apparatus; endoplasmic reticulum to Golgi vesicle-mediated transport.
UGUUGUUGUCACUUGGCUUGUCAAAUAGCUUUGACGUGUUAUAGCAGCUGUCACAAAAUAUUACGAUUUGUUUUCGUAUUUUUCCUAAUAAUGAGUAAGAAAAAGUCGUGCAAAGUGAAGAAUAAAUUGGACUAAGUUUUAUAAUUUAACAGAGGGACAUUAAUUUGAAAACAAAAAUGGUUUUAAUGACAAUGAUCGCCAGGGUCGUUGACGGCCUGCCUUUAGCAGCUACAAUGCAAGAAGAUGAGCAGAGCGGCUGCAAUGUACUGGAGUACCAAAAUCAAGCUAAAAUGCUGUUUAGGAAACUAGGUCCCCAGUCACCAAUUCGCUGCUCCAUAGAAACUGGGCCCUACCUCUUUCACUAUUUAAUAGAGAAUGAGAUCUGUUACCUGGUGCUCUGUGAAAGAAACUACAGUAAAAGACUUGCGUUCAGCUAUUUAGAGGAGAUAGCACAAGAGUUCUACCACCAAUACGGAAAACGAGUGAACACAGUGACGAGGCCGUACACAUUCAUAGAAUUCGACACGUGGAUGCAGCGCACACGCAAGCAGUACGCGGAGGGCGGGGCGCGCGCCCGUCGCUCCGGUGCGACUGCGCAGCUCGGCGGCCAGCUGGGCGACGUGCAGCGUAUCAUGAUGCAGAACAUCGACGACGUGUUGCAGCGCGGCGCUGUACUCUCUGAGUUGGACACAAAGACACAGAACCUGUCUAUGAUGUCACAGAAGUACAAGAAAGACGCCACAUACCUGAACACAAAGUCAAUGCUGGUGAAGGUAACAGCGGGGGCCGUUAUACUGCUGGUGAUUGUACUCUACUUUUGGGUCCUCUAGCUCGAGACUUCCACUUCGCUGUCAACGCAACCAAUAUUGUGAUGAAUGUCUGUUUGUACCUCUCAACACUCUGCUACUAUUUGAUAACAUUAUUGAUGUAAUUGUCAAUGCAAAAGUUUUAGAAAUUAUAUUAUUUUAAGUAAACAACACUUUUAUAAAUAUUUCUAAAUGUGGAACUCAACAAGACAUGAUAUACAAUUUAAAUGUUUUUAUUUCUAUUUACUUAUUUGAAUUUUUUUCUUAAAAUCAGUUAAUUUCUGAGGCACCAGAACUGAGGUAUAUUUUUAAAUGACUGAUUUAUUCCAAAGUAAUCUCCAUUUCACUGUUUUGGCUAAUGUCUGUGGCCGCUGGCUCAUUUAUCACCUUAUGCUAUUAAAAAUAUCUUAAGCAUAUAAAUCUAUGUUUCUUUUCUAACAGUAUUCCGAUUUUUGAUAAGAAAUUCUUUGUAUUUAACUGCUACA